Molecule: messenger RNA, 960 nt
Organism: Bipolaris zeicola 26-R-13
Lineage: Eukaryota; Fungi; Ascomycota; Dothideomycetes; Pleosporales; Pleosporaceae
Exons: 5
Coding region: 1-960 (319 amino acids)
Biological process (GO): S-adenosylmethionine biosynthetic process
Cellular component (GO): methionine adenosyltransferase complex
Molecular function (GO): methionine adenosyltransferase regulator activity
Source: RefSeq, a predicted model, not a curated record
AUGUCGCACUCUGCAUUAAUUACUGGAGCCAGUGGCCUGCUCGGACGUCAAGUGCAGCGAGAAUUCUUCAUUGAUGGCUGGGAGUCGGUUGGAACUGGUUUGAACCGCGUAACCGCACCCAAUGUUGUCAAACUUGACAUUCGAGACCAUGGAGAGAUUGAAAAGGCACUAGACAACAUCAAACCUCUUGUUGUGGUCCAUUGUGCUGCAAAUCGUUUUCCAGACUCAUGUACUGCCAACCCGGAAGCAGCAAGAGCGCUCAAUGUGGAGUCAAGUCGCGCCUUGGCUCAAGCAACUAUAGCUCGAGACAUCUUCCUCAUCUACAUAUCCACUGAUUAUGUCUUUCCGGGGCGCCCAGGCGAGGCUCCUUACAAGGUCGACGCUACCCCAAACCCGCCAAAUGUUUACGGCCAGACCAAGCUAGAAGGCGAACAAGCUGUUCUUGAUGUUGCAGAACUUGUCAAUGCAAAGAACAAAGUUGUUGUCCUUCGAGUUCCUGUCCUCUACGGAGCCUGUGACGAGCCCAAGGAAAGCGCAGUCAACGUACUCAUGUCGCAACUAUGGAAUGCUCAGCAAAUAGGCGAAGGCGAACCCAAGAUCCAAGUCGAUGACUACGCACUCCGAUAUCCUACCAACACUCAAGAUGUCGGCAGAGUAUGUCGUGACAUAGCAAGGCUGUAUCUGAAUCCCGCCAAUGCAACCCGUGAACUCCCCAGAAUCCUUCACUUCAGCUCAGAAGACCAGAUGACCAAAUGGCAAAUCUGCCAGACUUUUGCCGACAUCAUGGGAUUGCCGCUCGACAACAUGGUGCCCUUCAAGCCUGAGGAAGAACCGAAAGAUGGUACCAUUCGGCCCUACGACUGCCAUCUAGAUACUAGCGCCCUUCGGGAUCUGGGCAUCGACGUCUCGACCGUGGACUUUAAGACGUGGUGGAGACGCGAAGUCGGGGCAUUCCGCUAA